Molecule: messenger RNA, 8819 nt
Organism: Piliocolobus tephrosceles (Ugandan red Colobus)
Lineage: Eukaryota; Metazoa; Chordata; Mammalia; Primates; Cercopithecidae
Gene: AKAP6
Product: A-kinase anchoring protein 6
Exons: 13
Coding region: 35-6994 (2319 amino acids)
Cellular component (GO): sarcoplasmic reticulum; perinuclear region of cytoplasm
Molecular function (GO): transmembrane transporter binding; protein kinase A binding
Source: RefSeq, a predicted model, not a curated record
CUGUUUUGGAAAGAAGUGAGGUUUAGACUUCUCCAUGUUAACCAUGAGCGUGACACUUUCCCCCCUGAGGUCACAGGACCUGGAUCCCAUGGCUACUGAUGCUUCACCUAUGGCCAUCAAUGUGACCCCCACUGUGGAGCAGGGUGAGGGAGAAGAGGCAAUGAAGGACAUGGACUCUGACCAGCAGUAUGAAAAGCCACCCCCACUACACACAGGGGCUGACUGGAAGAUUGUCCUCCACUUACCUGAAAUUGAGACCUGGCUCCGGAUGACCUCAGAGAGGGUCCGAGACCUAACCUAUUCAGUCCAGCAGGAUUCGGACAGCAAGCAUGUGGAUGUACAUCUAGUUCAACUAAAGGACAUUUGUGAAGAUAUUUCUGAUCAUGUUGAGCAAAUCCAUGCCCUCCUUGAAACAGAGUUCUCCUUAAAGCUGCUGUCUUACUCUGUCAACGUGAUAGUGGACAUCCACGCAGUGCAGCUCCUCUGGCACCAGCUUCGAGUCUCAGUGCUGGUUCUGCGGGAGCGCAUUCUGCAAGGUCUGCAGGACGCCAAUGGCAACUACACUAGGCAGACGGACAUUCUGCAAGCUUUCUCUGAAGAGACAAAGGAGGGCCGACUUGAUUCUCUUACAGAAGUGGAUGACUCAGGACAAUUAACUAUCAAAUGUUCUCAAAAUUACUUGUCUCUGGAUUGUGGCAUUACUGCAUUCGAACUGUCUGACUACAGUCCAAGUGAGGAUUUGCUCAGUGGGCUAGGUGACAUGACCUCUAGCCAAGUCAAAACCAAACCCUUUGACUCUUGGAGCUACAGUGAGAUGGAAAAGGAGUUUCCUGAGCUUAUCCGAAGUGUUGGGUUACUUACGGUAGCUGCUGACUCUAUCUCUACCAAUGGCAGUGAAGCACUUACUGAGGAGGUAUCUCAAGUAUCUCUCUCAGUAGAUGACAAAGGUGGAUGUGAGGAAGACAAUGCUUCUGCAGUCGAAGAGCAACCAGACUUAACACCGGGCGUGUCAUCAUCUUCAGGAGAAGCUCUGACAAAUGCUGUCCAACCCUCCUCUGAGACUGUAAAGCAAGAAUCCAGUUCCUCCUCCCAUCUUGGUGCAAAGAAUCAGCAGCCUGUUCCUUGUGAAAAUGCAACCCCCAAGCGAACCAUCAGAGAUUGCUUUAAUUAUAAUGAGGACUCUCCCACGCAGCCCACAUUGCCAAAAAGAGGACUUUUUCUUAAAGAGGAAACUUUUAAGAAUGAUCUGAAAGGCAAUGAUGGAAAGAAGCAAAUGGUUGAUCUAAAGCCUGAGAUGAGCAGAAGCACCCCUUCACUAGUAGAUCCUCCUGACAGAUCCAAACUUUGCCUGGUGUUGCAGUCUUCCUACCCUAACAGCCCUUCUGCUGCCAGCCAGUCUUAUGAGUGUUUGCACAAGGUGGGGGAUGGGAAUCUUGAAAACACAGUCAAAUUUCACAUUAAAGAAAUUUCUUCCAGCCUGGGAAGGCUUAACGACUGCUAUAAAGAGAAAUCUCGACUUAAAAAGCCACAUAAGACCUCAGAAGAGGUGCCUCCAUGCCGAACACCUAAACGGGGGACUGGUUCAGGCAAACAAGCUAAAAAUACAGAGAGCUCAGCAGUGCCAAAUGGAGAGCUUUCUUGUACUUCCAAGGCCAUAGAGGGGCCACAAACAAAUUCUGCUUCUACAUCCUCACUUGAGCCUUGUAAUCAGAGAAAUUGGAAUGCCAAAUUGCUAUUGCAGUCAGAAACAUCCAGUUCACCACCUUUUACUCAGAGCAGUGAAUCCUCUAUUGGCUCAGACAACAUCAUGUCUCCAGUGCCACUUCUUUCAAAACACAAAAGCAAAAAAGGUCAUGCCUCCUCUCCAAGUCACGUCACCAGGAAUGGUCAGGUUGUGGAGGCCUGGUAUGGCUCUGAUGAAUACCUAGCACUGCCCUCUCAUCUUAAGCAGACAGAAGUAUUGGCUUUGAAGUUGGAAAACCUAACAAAGCUUCUGCCUCAGAAACCCAGAGGAGAAACCAUCCAGAAUAUUGAUGACUGGGAACUGUCUGAAAUGAAUUCAGAUUCUGAGAUCUAUCCAACCUAUCAUGUCAAAAAGAAGCAUACAAGGCUAGGCAGGGUGUCUCCAAGCUCAUCUAGUGACAUAGCCUCUUCACUAGGGGAGAGCAUUGAAUCUGGGCCCCUGAGUGAUAUUCUUUCUGAUGAGGAGUCCAAUAUGCCUCUCUCUGGCAUGAAAAAGUAUGCUGAUGAGAAGUCAGAAAGAGCUUCAUCCUCUGAGAAAAAUGAGAGCCAUUCUGCCACUAAAUCAGCUUUAAUUCAGAAACUGAUGCAAGAUAUUCGGCACCAAGACAACUAUGAAGCCAUAUGGGAAAAAAUAGAGGGGUUUGUAAACAAACUGGAUGAAUUCAUUCAAUGGUUAAAUGAAGCCAUGGAAACUACAGAGAAUUGGACUCCCCCUAAAGCAGAGAUGGAUGGCCUUAAACUGUAUCUGGAGACACACUUGAGUUUUAAGUUGAAUGUAGACAGUCAUUGUGCUCUCAAGGAAGCUGUGGAGGAGGAAGGACACCAACUUCUUGAGCUUAUUGCAUCUCACAAAGCAGGACUGAAGGAUAUGCUGCGGAUGAUUGCAAGUCAAUGGAAGGAGCUGCAGAGGCAAAUCAAACGGCAGCACAGCUGGAUUCUCAGGGCUCUGGAUACCAUCAAAGCCGAGAUACUGGCUACUGAUGUGUCUGUGGAGGAUGAGGAAGGGACUGGAAGCCCCAAGGCUGAGGUUCAACUAUGCUACCUGGAAGCACAAAGAGAUGCUGUUGAGCAGAUGUCCCUCAAGCUGUACAGCGAGCAGUAUACCAGCAGCAGCAAGCGAAAAGAAGAGUUUGCUGAUAUGUCAAAAGUUCAUUCAGUGGGAAGCAAUGGGCUUCUGGACUUUGAUUCAGAAUAUCAGGAGCUCUGGGAUUGGUUGAUUGACAUGGAGUCCCUUGUGAUGGACAGCCACGACCUGAUGAUGUCAGAGGAGCAGCAGCAGCAUCUUUACAAGCGAUACAGUGUGGAAAUGUCCAUCAGACACCUGAAAAAGACAGAGCUGCUUAGUAAGGUUGAAGCUUUGAAGAAAGGUGGCGUUUUACUACCAAAUGAUCUCCUUGAAAAAGUGGAUUCAAUUAAUGAAAAAUGGGAACUGCUUGGGAAAACCCUAGGAGAGAAGAUCCAGGACACAAUGGCAGGGCACAGUGGGUCCAGUCCACGUGACCUGCUCUCUCCUGAAAGUGGAAGCCUGGUAAGGCAGCUGGAGGUCAGGAUCAAAGAACUGAAAGGGUGGCUAAGAGAUACAGAGCUUUUCAUCUUCAAUUCCUGUCUGAGACAAGAAAAGGAAGGAACAAUGAAUACUGAGAAACAACUGCAAUACUUUAAGUCCCUCUGUCGUGAAAUCAAGCAACGACGUCGAGGAGUUGCCUCCAUUCUGCGACUAUGCCAGCAUCUUUUGGAUGACCGGGAGACUUGCAAUCUGAAUGCAGACCACCAGCCCAUGCAGCUGAUCAUUGUAAAUCUUGAAAGAAGGUGGGAAGCCAUUGUCAUGCAAGCCGUCCAGUGGCAAACACGUCUACAAAAGAAGAUGGGAAAAGAAUCUGAGACUUUGAAUGUGAUUGAUCCUGGCUUGAUGGACCUAAACGGGAUGAGUGAGGAUGCCCUGGAAUGGGAUGAAAUGGACAUAAGUAACAAGUUAAUUAGUCUGAAUGAGGAAUCAAAUGACCUUGAUCAAGAACCCCAACCUGUCAUCCCUUCCUUGAAGCUUGGAGAGACAAGUAAUGAGGACCCUGGUUAUGACGAGGAGGCUGAUAACCAUGGGGGAUCUCAGUAUGCCUCAAAUAUUACUGCCCCCUCCAGUCCACACAUUUACCAAGUGUACAGCCUACACAAUGUUGAACUCUAUGAAGACAACCACAUGCCAUUUCUGAAAAACAAUCCAAAGGUCACUGGCAUGACACAGCCUAAUGUUUUAACUAAGAGUCUCAGUAAAGACUCUUCAUUUUCAUCUACCAAAUCUUUGCCAGAUCUUCUAGGCGGUUCCAAUUUGGUAAAGCCCUGCGCAUGUCACGGAGGAGACAUGAGCCAGAAUUCAGGCAGUGAGAGUGGAAUUGUCAGUGAAGGAGACACAGAAACCACUACCAACUCUGAAAUGUGCUUGCUCAAUGCAGUGGAUGGGUCCCCAAGUAACCUUGAAACUGAACAUCUGGACCCACAAAUGGGAGACGCAGUUAAUGUGUUAAAGCAAAAAUUUAAAGAUGAGGGGGAAUGCAUUAAGCUUCCAAAUAGCUCUCAGUUGUCCAUUUCACCAGUGGGUUGUGUAAAUGGAAAAGUUGGAGAUUUAAACAGUGUUACCAAACAUACCCCUGAUUGUUUGGGAGAAGAAUUACAAGGAAAACAUGAUGUGUUUACAUUUUAUGAUUACUCAUACCUCCAAGGCUCAAAACUCAAAUUACCAAUGAUAAUGAAACAGUCACAAAGCGAAAAAGCACAUGUGGAGGAUCCCCUGCCUCGUGGUUUUUAUUUUGAUAAAAAAUCUUGCAAAUCUAAACAUCAGACUACGGAGUUACAACCAGAUGUACCUCCCCAUGAAAGGAUUUUGGCAAGUGCAUCUCAUGAAAUGGAUCGCAUUUCAUAUAAAAGUGGCAAUAUAGAAAAGACAUUCACUGGCAUGCAGAAUGCCAAACAGCUCUCCCUUUUAUCUCGUAGUUCAUCUAUUGAGUCCCUUUCUCCAGGGGGUGAUUUAUUUGGAUUGGGCAUCUUUAAAAAUGGCAGUGACAGCCUCCAGCGAAGUACUUCUUUAGAAAGUUGGUUGACAUCCUAUAAAAGCAAUGAAGAUCUUUUUAGCUGUCACAGCUCUGGGGAUAUAAGCGUGAGCAGUGGCUCAGUUGGUGAACUAAGUAAAAGAACAUUAGAUCUCCUGAAUCGUUUGGAGAAUAUCCAGAGCCCCUCAGAGCAAAAGAUAAAGCGAAGUGUUUCUGAUAUCACUCUUCAAAGCACUUCCCAAAAGAUGUCUUUUACUGGCCAAAUGUCAUUGGACAUAGCAUCUUCUAUCAAUGAAGACUCAGCGGCAUCUCUAACAGAACUUAGCAGCAGUGACGAGCUCUCUCUUUGCUCAGAGGAUAUUGUGUUACACAAAAACAAGAUCCCGGAAUCAAAUGCAUCAUUCAGGAAGCGUCUGACUCGUUCAGUGGCUGAUGAAAGCGAUGUCAAUGUCAGCAUGAUUGUUAAUGUCUCUUGCACCUCUGCUUGCACUGAUGAUGAAGAUGACAGUGACCUGCUCUCCAGCUCUACCCUUACCUUGACUGAAGAAGAGCUGUGCAUCAAAGAUGAGGAUGAUGACUCCAGUAUUGCAACAGAUGAUGAAAUUUAUGAAGACUGCAACUUGAUGUCAGGGCUAGACUAUAUAAAGAAUGAAUUACAGACAUGGAUUAGGCCAAAAUUGUCUUUGACAAGAGAGAAGAAAAGGUGCAAUGUCAGUGAUGAGAUGAAGGGCAGUAAAGAUGUGAGUAGCAGUGAGAUGACCAAUCCCUCUGAUACUCUGAAUAUUGAGGCCCUUCUAAAUGGCUCUGUAAAACAUGUCUCUGAAAAUAAUGGAAACGGUAAGAAUUCAUCUCAUACCCAUGAGUUAGGGACAAAGAGUGAAAAUAAGAAAACUAUUUUCAAAGUUAACAAAGAUCCAUAUGUGGCUGACAUGGAAAAUGGCAAUAUUGAAGGUAUUCCAGAAAGGCAAAAGGACAAACUGAAUGGGACUUCAAAGGUAUCAGAAAAUCUUGCUUCAAAUGGGAAGGAGAUUUCAGAGAGUGAGCAUUGUAAGUGUAAAGCACUUAUGGAUAGUUUAGGUGAUUCAAAUACUGCUGGCAAGAAAUUUGUUUCCCAAGAUGUUAGACAUCUUCCGAAGAAAUGUCCAAGUCACCACCAUUUUGAAAAUCAAAGCACUGCUUCUACCCCCACUGAGAAGUCAUUCUCAGAACUGGCUUUAGAAACCAGGGUUAACAACAGACAAGACUCUGAUGCGCCAAAAUCAUCUGAUGAUGCACCGAGUAUGGCUGGAAAAUCUGCUGGUUGUUGCCUAGCACUUGAACAAAACGGAACAGAGGAAAAUGCUUCUAUCAGCGACAUUUCCUGUUGCAACUGUGAGCCAGAUGUUUUCCAUCAAAAAGAUGCCGAAGAUUGUUCCGUACACAACUUUGUUAAGGAAAUCAUUGACAUGGCUUCAACAGCCCUAAAAAGUAAAUUUCAACCUGAAAACGAAGUGGCUGCUCCUACUUCAUUAACUCAAAUCAAGGAGAAAGUGUUGGAGCAUUCUCACCGGCCCAUCCAGCUGAGAAAAGGGGACUUUUAUUCAUACUUAUCUCUGUCAUCUCAUGACAGUGAUUGUGGGGUGGUCACCAAUUACAUAGAGGAGAAAAGCAGCACUCCAUUGCCGCUAGACACUACCGACUUGGGCUUAGAUGACAAGGAAGACAUUGAAUGCUUCUUUGAGGCCUGUGUUGAGGGUGACUCUGAUGGAGAUGAGCCUUGUUUCUCUAGUGCUCCUCCAAAUGAAUCUGCAGUUCCCAGCGAAGCUGCAAUGCCACUACAAGCAACAGCAUGUUCUUCUGAGUUUGGUGAUAGUUCUCUUUUAGCUGAUGAUGCAGAUACAGUGGCUCUUUCAAGUCCUUCCUCUCAGGAAAGAGCUGAGGCUGGAAAGGAAGUGGAUGGUUUGCCCCAAACUUCCAAUGGCUGUGCAGAAAACUUAGAGUUUACUCCUUCAAAGCUUGACAGUGAAAAGGAAAGUUCAGAAAAAACAGGUGAAUCUGGAAUGCCAGAAGAACAAAACGCUGCUUCAGCCAAAUCUAAAGUUCAAGACCUCUCCUUGAAGGCAAAUCAGCCAACAGACAAGGCUGCAUUGCAUCCCAGCCCCAAAACUUUAACCUGUGAAGAAAAUCUUCUAAACCUUCAUGAAGAACGACAUAGAAAUAUGCAUAGGUAGAAUGUACCCCCUCCCCAAGCAUGAAAAUCAUCUCACUGAAAGAUACGCCUGGCUGCAACUCAGGGGUGGCCUCAUCCUCCCGCCCUGGGCUGGUCUCUGGUUCCAUCACGUUUGUCACUGCCGUUUAUUACAUUGACUUCUCCCAAGAUGAAUCUUCCUUCCAAAUGUGUUUUCUCCACACGAGCCUUGUGAUCUGAAUGUGUGCACUGGUUCUCUUUAGGUGAUCGUCUUUGAAGUUCAGCAAAGCUGCUUGUUCUCCCAUGGAUUCCUGUCCCAAGCUACCUCUACCAACCCUCUCUCUCCAGCUAGACUUUUCUGUUUGCCUCCUCCCCUCCCUUCUGCUCUUUAAAGUUCUGCAGUUCACCAACUGGUGGUCCAUUAAAUUCUCCUGUCUAGAAUGACCCCCCACCAGUACUUGACCAAUUUCAUGUUUCAAUCUGGAUUUUUUAAAAUGGUAUGAUGACUGUGUUUAUUGAAAGAGUUUUACCUAAAAAGCUAACAUUUGAAUUGAUUGCAGCAUAGAGAAGAAACACUGGUCCUUCUUUCAAAAUUAAGCAACUAUUAAAAGCGCCAUUUUAUUUAUUUCAUUUAAAAAAUAAUCUAUGCAGCAUUUCAAGAAACAACCAUAUGAUGUUGUAUAUUAUAAACUGGUGACAUUCUACUAUUGAAUUAUGUACAACAUUUUCAUUUUUUAUGCUUCUUGAGGUGGUAAUGAGAAAAACGUUUUUUAAAAAAGUGUGCCUUGCUGUAUUUCUUAUACCAUUUAUUAAAAAGCUGCUUUCACGGUAAAAUUAUGUUGGUUUGAAAGGAGGAAAUAGCAAGGUUAAGAUGUGUGAAUAAUUUCUGUAUAUAUGUAUAACCAAGUGCAAACAUUGAUGUAUAAUGACAGUAUAAAAUGCUUUCAUGUUUGUGAUGUCUAGUGAUGUGGAAAAUAUAAGCCUUAAAUCCAUUAGAUUGCAUGGUAAUUAAAAUUGGCAUAAUAAACACAGAUUAUCGGGGGAAAAGGAAAAUUAGUGAUCUCUUCUACUAUGUUCUUUACCAAAUUGUUGCAUCUGGUUCUGAAAAAGCAUAGCAUGUAGCAGCUUCCAAACAUAUUCAUAUUGCUUAAGAGGCUUAACAUUACCUAAACUAGAGACUAGACAUAAAGCCUUCAGUUUUCAAAAUCUUUCUGGUCACUAUAAGGAUCUUGGAACAGCAAAUGAUUACAUGUCAGUUCCCCUAAACCAAUAAAAAUUUAUACUAGAUUUAUUAUUUCUACUUAUCAUUAAUGAUUUGGUGUUGGAUUUCAGGAUACCUUGUAUGUCUUAAUUUAUUUUAAAUAUUUAUUUUGAAUGAGUUUGAUAGAAAACUGGUAGAAAAGUAUAGAAAAUUUGACUAUUAUUUAUAGAUUUCAGGUAUAUUUAUAUGUGUAAAAGACAUUGACAAAGAUAUAUUCCAUCUGGCCUUUACUGACUCCUGUUAAAUUCAGUUUUAAAUUUAUAUCAUAACACCUACUUAAGUGCCUGACACAGUAGGUAUUCAAUAAAAAUUUACUGAAUUAAAGGAUUAAAUUAGGUGACAUAGUGACACCUGUCCCUUUAUUUUGACACUAAAACAUGGACACAACUAGAAAAGGGUACAAUGCAAUAUAAAAUCACAAUAGAUAAUAUGUAUCAAAUUUCAAAAACGUAAAGGAUGUUGUGGGUUCACGUAGUCACAGGAAUGACAAUCAUUUAUUUAACAGAUAGUUCAGAAACACUUUUUGUCUGCAAGGCACUAUUCUAGAUCCAGAAGAUGCAAUGUGGGACAAACAGACAAAGCCCUGCCCGCAGAAGGCUCUCCUACA